Molecule: messenger RNA, 2056 nt
Organism: Acanthopagrus latus (yellowfin seabream)
Lineage: Eukaryota; Metazoa; Chordata; Actinopteri; Spariformes; Sparidae
Gene: txk
Product: TXK tyrosine kinase
Exons: 18
Coding region: 393-1928 (511 amino acids)
Biological process (GO): peptidyl-tyrosine autophosphorylation; adaptive immune response; B cell receptor signaling pathway
Molecular function (GO): protein binding; non-membrane spanning protein tyrosine kinase activity; ATP binding
Source: RefSeq, a predicted model, not a curated record
UCGCGGCUGUAUCACGGUGGCUUCACUGACGGAGGAAAGAGACUCAUACACGGGGGAAAGACAUCGUGACGGUCUCUGGAGGAUUUCUGAAGGAUUUAUUCAUGUCGGCAGAUUUGUGGAUUUGUUUUCCUUCGUUCUCAAAUCAAGAACCAACAGAAGUCAGACCAAAGAACAUGAUGCCGUUAUCUGGGAGGAAACGGAGGCAGACUCACAGACAAGUUUCCUAACCUGUGGCAUCACAUCAGCCCCGUUGAAGCGCUCGAGAUCUACGAGAAAAUCAUCGCUGACCUUCAAGACUCGAGCUGAAGACGAAAAAGCUGGAGAUAGAAGACGAAGAGGAGGAGGAAGAGGAGGGAGAAAGAGACGAAGAAUAUUCGUAAAGACGGUCGAUCAUGAUUCAGUCAAAUCACUCCAUCCACUCCGUCUUCUGCUGCUGCUGUGCCGUUCAGACCAGGGAGUUCAGCACCCGCAUGGAGCUGGAGGGAAGCACCACGCUGUGCUUCCAGAGCAGACGAUACCCGGGACACGCCUAUCGGGUGGAAAGGUCGAGGAGGAAGCUCCCCCUCCCUCCUCCUGAGGACGGUGAAGAUCAGGGGUUGUUAAGUGUCGUCGCCAUGUACGACUUCACCGCCAAGGAGGAUACUGACCUCACACUCAAACAGGGAGAAGAGUACAUCAUCCUCCACAAACAGGACCAGCUGUGGUGGCGAGCGCAGGACAAACACGGGAAUAAAGGCUUCAUCCCCAGUAACUACGUGACAGAGAAGAACAGAAUCGAGGCAAACUCGUGGUACUGCAAGAACAUCACCAGGACAGAAGCAGAGCAGCUGCUGAGACAAGAGGACAAAGAGGGAGGUUUCGUGGUGCGAGAGUCCAGUCAGAAAGGAGUUUACACCGUCUCUGUCUACACCAAAACAUCAAGCAGUGCUAGCGGGGACAUCAGGCAUUACCAGAUCAAAAUAAGUGACACCGGGCAGUUCUUCCUGGCUGAGAAACACACCUUCAACUCCAUACCUGACGUCAUACACUACCAUGAACACAACGCAGCAGGUCUGGUGACCAGGUUGAGGUACGCAGUGGGACCGAUGGGAAGGUGUGUACCUGCCACAGCAGGAUUCAGCUCAGAGAAGUGGGAGAUCAACCCCAGCGAGCUGACCUUCAUGAAGGAGCUGGGCAGCGGUCAGUUCGGUCUGGUGAGGCUCGGCAAGUGGAGGGCUGAGCAGAGAGUGGCCAUCAAGGCCAUCAGAGAGGGAGCCAUGUACGAGGAGGACUUCAUCGAGGAGGCCAAGGUCAUGAUGAGGCUGUGCCACCCUAAACUGGUGCAGCUGUACGGUGUUUGCUUGCAGCAGCGCCCCCUGCUGAUCGUGGCCGAGUUCAUGGAGAACGGCUGCCUGCUGAACUUCCUGCGGCAGAGGGGCGGGGCCCUGAAGGAGGCGUGGCUUCUGUCCAUGUGCCAGGACAUCUGUGAGGGGAUGGAGUACCUGGAGGCCAACAGCUUCAUCCACAGGGACCUGGCAGCGAGGAACUGUCUGGUGAACGAGCACAACGUGGUGAAGGUCAGCGACUUUGGGAUGACCAGGUACGUUCUGGACAACCAGUACACCAGUUCUAGUGGUGCCAAGUUCCCGGUGAAGUGGUCGCCUCCUGAAGUUCUCCACUACAGUAAAUACAGCAGCAAGUCUGACGUCUGGUCGUUUGGUGUGGUGAUGUGGGAGAUCUACUCGGAGGGUCGGACUCCGUUUGAGAACUGCACCAACCUGGACGUGGUUAAUGACAUCACCAGAGGAGUCCGGCUGUACCGACCGCACCACGCCUCGCAGCCGCUCUACGCCAUCAUGUACCGCUGCUGGCACGAGAGGCCUCAAGGUCGGCCAACUUUCUCCGAGCUUCUGGAGGACAUCAGAAAACUGGCAGAAAACCCGGAUUAACUCACACAUAUCCAGUAUUAUCAUGCUGUUUUUCAAACUAGUUUUUUUCUGUAACUGUUAUCAUGAAUGUACAGACUGUAUUUUUUAUUGUAAAUAAUUAUUUUUUCAUUAAAACCCUCUUCACAGAU